This is a messenger RNA of Heterocephalus glaber (naked mole-rat), 984 nucleotides long. RefSeq names its product olfactory receptor family 6 subfamily A member 2 (gene Or6a2). Lineage: Eukaryota; Metazoa; Chordata; Mammalia; Rodentia; Bathyergidae. Gene Ontology annotation, molecular function: olfactory receptor activity; G protein-coupled receptor activity. The record is from RefSeq and is a predicted model, not a curated record. Gene Ontology annotation, cellular component: membrane. Gene Ontology annotation, biological process: G protein-coupled receptor signaling pathway.
AUGGAGUGGAGGAACCACAGUGGCAGAGUAAGUGAUUUUGUGCUGCUGGGCUUCCCAGCUCCUGUGCCACUGCAAGCACUGUUGUUUUCCCUCUCUCUGCUGGCCUACGUGUUGGUGCUGACUGAAAAUGCACUCAUUAUUAUGGCAAUCAGGAACCACCCCACCCUCCACAAACCCAUGUAUUUCUUUCUGGCUAAUAUGUCCUUCCUGGAGAUCUGGUAUGUCACUGUUACUAUUCCCAAAAUGCUUGCUGGCUUCAUUGGGUCUAAACAGAAUCAUGGACAGCUAAUUUCCUUUGAGGGCUGUAUGACACAGCUCUACUUUUUCCUGGGCUUGGGCUGCACUGAGUGUGUCCUUCUUGCUGUUAUGGCCUAUGAUCGCUAUGUAGCCAUCUGUCAUCCUCUCCACUACCUUGUCAUUGUCAGUGGCCGUCUGUGUGUGCAGCUGGCAGCUGGCUCCUGGGCUGGGGGCUUUGGAAUCUCCAUGGUCAAAGUUUUUCUCAUUUCUCGCCUCUCUUACUGUGGCCCCAACAUCAUCAACCACUUUUUCUGUGAUGUCUCCCCAUUGCUCAACCUCUCGUGCACUGACAUGUCCACAGCAGAGCUCACUGACUUCAUCCUGGCCAUUUUUAUCCUGCUGGGGCCGCUCUCUGUCACUGGGGCUUCCUACAUGGCCAUUGCUGGUGCUGUCAUGCGCAUCCCUUCAGCGGCUGGACGCCAUAGAGCAUUUUCUACCUGUGCCUCUCACCUCACUGUUGUGAUCAUCUUCUAUGCAGCCAGUAUCUUCAUCUAUGCCCGGCCUAAGGCACUCUCAGCUUUUGACACCAACAAGCUUGUCUCCGUACUCUAUGCUGUCAUCGUACCAUUGCUCAAUCCCAUCAUAUACUGCUUGCGUAACCGAGAAGUCAAGAGAGCCCUACGCUGUACUCUGCACCUGUACCAGGGCCAGGAUACUAACUUCAAGAAAUCUGGUAGAGACAGGUAG